Messenger RNA from Capsicum annuum, 2232 nucleotides. Its product is annotated as probable folate-biopterin transporter 3. Gene Ontology annotation, cellular component: membrane. Bases 268 to 1770 code for a protein of 500 amino acids. Lineage: Eukaryota; Viridiplantae; Streptophyta; Magnoliopsida; Solanales; Solanaceae. The transcript is spliced from 5 exons. The record is from RefSeq and is a predicted model, not a curated record.
AAUUUUUCAUGGAAGUUUGAAUGAACUCUCUCAAGCAAAAGUAACUCUGUCAUUGGCUAGUAGAGUAUGUAAGUCUUAACUUGACAGAGGGAAGAUUCAACUAGAAAAUUAUAUUUCCUCUUCACCCAGUAGAGUUAAAAUUUUUUUUAGUCUAUGCUUGAAGAAGGUGGAAAUCGAGGGAAGGAGGACAUAUAAAAAUAACUUUCAUUUUUGAUCUAGAUCUUACUCCAUUAUGCAAAUAAUUCAAUAGUAGCAAUUAGUUGAAUAAUGGACCAAGAAGAUGAUUUUCCAUUAGAAGGGCAAUUUUACAAAUUCAAGAACCAAAAAGAUAGAAUCUUGGAACUAAUUUGGAAGCCAUAUUACUGGUUCAGAAUGCUAUGUUAUGAAUUACACUGGAGUUUUGUGUCUGGUGUGGUUAUUAUUUAUGGUAUUAAUCAAGGAAUGAGUUUAGGUUUAAGCAAGAUUAGUACUCAGUAUUAUAUGAAGGAUGAGCAAAGGUUACAGCCUUCUGAAGCUCAAAUUUAUGCUGGAGUAAUUCAAAUCCCUUGGAUGGUGAAACCCCUCUGGGGACUUUUAACAGAUACUCUUCCAAUUAUAGGGUAUAGGAGAAGGCCAUACUUCAUUCUGGCUGGUCUGCUUGGUGCUUUUGCCAUGCUGAGUCUGUCACUCAACCACAAAUUACAACUUGCAUCUGCUUUGUUGUGCUUAACGGGAGCCAGUGCAGCACAAGCAGUUGCAGAUGUUACUAUUGAUGCCUGUGUGACCGAGAACAGCAUAAGCCACCCUUCUCUUGCUAGUGACAUGCAAAGCUUGUGUGGAGUGAGCUCUUCUGUGGGGCAACUGAUUGGCUACACUAUCAGUGGCUUUUUGGUUCAUCUAAUUGGAUCUAAGGGGGUGUUUGGAGUUUUAAGCAUUCCAGCUGCGCUCGUCAUUUUGGUAGGAAUGAUGCUGCAUGAACCCUUUAUACACAAUGUUGCAUACAGGCAGGUAGGUCAAAAGUUCUUGGAUGCUUGUAAGGCUAUGUGGAUGGCACUAAAAUGUAAGAAUGUGUGGAGGCCAUGUCUAUACAUGUACGUUUCUCUUGCAGUGAGUUUGCAUAUUCACGAGGGAAUGUUUUACUGGUAUACAGAUGCAAAGGAUGGUCCGUUGUUCUCAAAGGAGAUUGUAGGGACCAUAUCCUCUGUCGGUGCAGUAGGCAAUCUUCUUGGAGUUCUCCUUUACCAGAAUGCUUUUACAAACCAUCCUUUUCGUUUCGUACUUUUUUGGUCUCAGCUAUUAUAUGGUGCUUCAGGACUGUUAGAUUUGAUAUUGGUAUCACGAGUAAAAUUGCAGUUUGGCAUCCCUGAUUAUGUUGUUGCUGUAUGUGAUGCAGCAAUUUCUCAUAUGAUUGGGCGACUCAGAUGGAUGCCUCUUCUUGUACUCAGUUCAAAGCUUUGCCCUUCUGGCAUUGAAGGAACUUUCUUCGCUUUGUUAAUGUCAAUUGAUCAUGUUGGCAGUCUCACUGCAACCUGGGCUGGAGGCCUGUUACUUCACACCUUGAAUGUCACAAGAACUCAAUUUGACAACCUUUGGAUGGCAAUAGUGAUUCGGAGCUUUUCAAGAAUCCUUCCAAUUGGCAUUCUGUUUUUGGUGCCAAACAGUGAUCCCAGUGCUUCUAUUCUACCAGCUGAGAUGUUGAAGACAAAAAAGUGCGACGAUGACUUGGACACUCAAAAACUGGAGAGGGCUCCGCUAGUGACCUUUGUCGAUCAGCAUUUAGGGGAUUCAUGAGUGCAAUGACAGGGAAAAUAUACUCCCAUCAUUCUGGUGUCACAAUGUGUUUCUCUGCUGCUAUUUUUGUAGCAGCAUGACAGAGAUUGUAGCAGACCAAGCAAAGUUAUAUUUAUCUGGUAUGGCUUUAGCUUAGUUUGAUGUUUCAAAUGACCUUGUAAUAAAUUGUUUUUGAAGUGCUUGUAAUAUCAUGUUUUAGGCUGGCUGCCAGCCUGCCGUAACCCUCUUCCUUUAUUGGGGUUUGGGACCGGCAACUUGAGUGAGAUUAAAUGAGGUGGGUAUUCAUAUAGCCAAUCCUAACCUGUUUGGGACUGAGACGUAAUUAUUGUUGCUUGUAAUAUCAAGUAAUCCAGCUCAAGAACUGAUAUGUGCUAAUAUGAGGUUGAUGUGGCCUUGUUAUAAUUUCGAGGAGAAAAAGGAAUCAUUUUUUGACUGGUGGGCUUAAGAUUAACCCACUUUAAA